Cataglyphis hispanica is the source of this 803-nucleotide messenger RNA. RefSeq names its product heat shock factor-binding protein 1. Gene Ontology annotation, cellular component: nucleus; cytosol. Lineage: Eukaryota; Metazoa; Arthropoda; Insecta; Hymenoptera; Formicidae. The transcript is spliced from 2 exons. The record is from RefSeq and is a predicted model, not a curated record. Gene Ontology annotation, biological process: cellular heat acclimation. Bases 288 to 632 code for a protein of 114 amino acids. Gene Ontology annotation, molecular function: transcription corepressor activity.
AUAAAUAAAUAAUUGCAAAUUUAAUUCCUGCAUUACAUAUGUCAAUAUCUCGUUUUUUUUCUUUCUGCCUCUCCGCACGAAAACACCUGCUUAAGGUUUAUAAACGUUUUGUUGGAUCAAUCAUCGGUGCUUAGCACCAUUCGCCACGAAAUCACGAAGUCACCGCGAAAGAUGGAGACGUCGCAUGGCAUCGCAUGCGCCCGUUCAUGGAAUCCAUUACGCCCGCGACGUAGACGUCUCAGAUCUCAGACAAGUCGUUCAAUUUCCAUACCGAUAAGACAUCGAGGAUGGCCGACAUCAAGCAGGAUCACAAGAGCGAGGAUGUCGACAGUUACGGGAUGAGUAAUAGCGCCGAUCCGAAGAACAUGCAGGAAUUGACGCAAUACGUGAGUCCGCAUACACGGAAUGAUGAUGAUAACAAAGCAUCCGGAGACGCGUCGCGACAGGUCGUUGACGCUACGUUGACUCCUUUGCAGGUGCAAACGCUGCUGCAGAAUAUGCAGGACAAAUUUCAAACGAUGUCCGACCAGAUCAUAGGAAGAAUAGAUGAGAUGGGCAAUAGAAUAGAUGACUUGGAAAAGAAUAUUGCAGAUCUAAUGACACAAGCAGGAGUCGAAGGUGGUGAUAAAUAAGUUUAUUUUUCUUUUAAGUGCACUAAUCUAUAAGUAAUCACUCAUCCAAAGCAUUUAAGAUAGCCAUAUAUACUUAUAUAUAUAAUUGUGGAAAAAAAAUGUAUACAGAUACUGAGAUAUCCAUCCUUUUGUUACAAUACAAAAAUAAACUUACACUUUUUUAUAAAUGUA